Rana temporaria (common frog) is the source of this 1001-nucleotide messenger RNA. Its product is annotated as olfactory receptor 12D2-like. Gene Ontology annotation, molecular function: olfactory receptor activity; G protein-coupled receptor activity. Lineage: Eukaryota; Metazoa; Chordata; Amphibia; Anura; Ranidae. The transcript has a single exon. Gene Ontology annotation, biological process: G protein-coupled receptor signaling pathway. The record is from RefSeq and is a predicted model, not a curated record. Gene Ontology annotation, cellular component: membrane. Bases 57 to 1001 code for a protein of 314 amino acids.
CCCAUUGGAGAUUACAGUGUCCUGGUCGAGUGGUUUCAUGUGACAAUUUAUGGAAAAUGAGUGAGAUGUCACCAGAUUCACUAAACUGGACCCUUGUGGAUGGAUUUGUCCUCUUGGGUCUGACAGAGGACCCGUCACUGCAGAGGAUCCUUUUCAUAACGUUCCUGAUAACAUACGCCUUGAACCUUCUAGGAAAUGCCUCCAUUAUACUCCUUGUUAUUCUAGAACAAACUCUGCACACCCCAAUGUACUUCUUCCUGGGUAACUUGUCCUUCUUCGAUAUCUGCUUCUCCUCCGUCACUGUCCCCAAGAUGCUCCAGAAUUUGCUGACUCAGCAGAAGGUGAUUUCGGCGACGGCCUGCCUGGCUCAGAUGCAUUUCUUCCACUUUCUGGGCAGCUCUGAAGUUCUUCUUCUGACGGCCAUGUCCUACGACCGCUACGUGGCGAUCUGCAAACCUCUGCAUUACCGUGGGAUCAUGAACAGGAGGAUGUGCGUCUUGUUUGCCCUUGGUUCCUGGGUGACUGGCUUCCUACACUCAUUAAUGCAUACGCUAUUCACAGCUCAGCUUUCAUUCUGUGGUCCUAAUAGAGUCAACCACUUCUUCUGUGACAUCAAACCAUUGCUGAAACUGGCGUGUGCCGACACCACACUCAACGUCUACCUCCUAGCCAUUGUGACCGGAUCCUUAGUCAUGAUUUCCUUCUUCUUGACUCUCCUCUCCUAUAUGUUCAUCGGUUCUGCCCUCCUUCGAAUCAGUUCCUCCACGGGAAGACUCAGGGCCUUCUCCACCUGCGCAUCGCACCUGACGGUGGUUGUUUUGUUGUAUGGCACGGCAAUAUUCACCUACGUGCGUCCAAUCACUGAGGAGUCUCUGCAAGUCGAUCGUUUUGCCGCAAUAUUUUUUACUGUGGUGACGCCAAUGCUGAACCCUUUUAUUUAUACUCUGAGGAACCAGGAUGUGCAGAAUGCCACCAAAAGACUCUUCAGGUGCUCAAUGUAA